GUCUACGACGAUACCACAGGACGUGACUCUUCAAACCUUACCGAAGACUGUUUUUUUGGGAAGUUUUUCUACGGUUUUUUUUGUGUGUGUGUGUCAAGUUUAAACCCAAGAAAAGCAGCUGCUCUGCUAUGGCAAAAGGAGAAGGAGGUGAACAAUACUCCAGCGCCAGUUUAUUGAAUAAACCGGUGGGCUCAGAUGGCAUCAAGCUAGCCAAGAAGCACGAGCACAGGAACAGGUUGUCAGUCUGCAACAAGUUAUGCUAUGCCAUUGGCGGAGCGCCCUACCAGAUCACAGGAUGUGCCCUGGGCUUUUUCCUGCAGAUUUACCUUCUGGAUGUAGCUCAGCUGGACCCCUUCUAUGCCUCCAUCAUCUUGUUUGUGGGCCGAGCAUGGGACGCAGUAACGGACCCCACAGUGGGAUUCCUGGUCUCCCGAAGCCCGUGGACACGUUUCGGACGCAUGCUGCCCUGGAUCCUGUUCUCGACCCCUCUGGCUGUGCUUUCCUAUUUCCUCAUAUGGUAUGUUCCUCCCUUUGAGGACAGCAAAGUCAUCUGGUACCUUUUCUUCUACUGCGUCUUCCAGACCCUUCAAACUUGCUUCCAUGUGCCUUACUCUGCCCUCACCAUGUUCAUCAGCUCAGAGCAGAAAGAGAGAGACUCAGCCACUGCAUACAGGAUGACGGUUGAAGUUCUGGGCACCGUGCUCGGCACAGCCAUCCAAGGACAGAUAGUGGGCAUGGCCAACGCGCCCUGCCUCCCAGGUCCCGGUGACAUCAUUGCAAACCUGAACAACUCGGUCAAUUCUGUUGGACUCAAUGAGUCAGAGCCUGUCAUUUCCCUGGAUCACACGAAAGCGGCCUACAUGAUUGCCUCUGGUGUCAUCUGCUUGAUCUACAUCCUCUGUGCUUUUGUUCUUUUCUUCGGUGUGAGAGAGCAAAAAGAGUCUUGUCGUCCCAGGUCGGAGCCCAUGUCUUUCUUCCAGGGGAUUAAGCUGGUGAUGGGGCACGGACCUUACGCCAAACUGGUCAUGGUCUUCCUUUUUACCUCACUGGCUUUCAUGCUCCUGGAGGGAAACUUCGCUCUGUUCUGCAGCUCCACGCUGGGCUUCAGAAACGACUUCCAGAAUAUUCUACUGGCCAUCAUGCUUUCCGCUACUCUGGCCAUCCCCUUCUGGCAGUGGUUUCUCACUCGCUUCGGGAAAAAGACAGCGGUUUAUGCUGGCACCUUGUCUGUGGUUCCCUUCAUGAUCCUGGUGGUGUGUCUGAAGAGUAACCUGAUUGUUACCUACGUUGUCUCCUUCGCUGCUGGGGUGGGAGUGGCCGCAGCCUUCCUGCUGCCCUGGUCCAUGCUGCCUGAUGUUGUCGACGAUUUCCAAGUUCAGAACCCAAACUCCACCGGCCACGAAGCUCUCUUCUAUUCCUUCUACGUUUUCUUCACCAAGUUCGCCUCUGGAGUCUCUCUGGGCAUCUCCACGCUCAGUUUAGAUUUUGCAGGCUACAUCAGUAGAGGCUGCUCUCAACCAGAAGAAGUGCAUUUAACCUUGAAAGUGCUGGUUUCCGCCGCCCCCAUAGCUCUUAUCAUUAUCGGCCUGAUCAUUUUGUACUUUUAUCCGAUCGAUGAGGAGAGGAGGCAAGGCAACCGCAAACUGCUGCAGGAACAGAGGGACAACGAGACAGAUUCAGACACAGACUCGACAGAGCUGGCCAACGUGGUCUAGGACAUUUUAGAGAACCCACGGACCAAUCGGAUGAACGGCUGGCAUUUUUGCACUGGGCAGGACCAACAGACCUGGGCCUGUCGGAUCAUACAGACACUGCCUUGUCCAAUCACAUCGCUGCUGUUUCACGUCUCCAAAAGUGUCGCUUCAGCCACACUGAGGGCUUUCUAAAGAUUGACUAACCGUCCCCAUUUGUGACUUUCUCCUGGCAUGAAAUUCUCUUUCCUCUUUUGUUCAGUCAGAUCUCAAAAGCCUUACUUUUUUCUACAGCACAACUUCUGAGUAAUGUGGGAAAAAAACUUUUUUUUAAAGGUUGGUCUUGAAAUGUGAUGGGAUCAUGUUUUGUCAGUGUUCUCGCUGGAACUGAACAGUUUCCAUCCUCUUAUGAACUAAAACAAACCUUAAUGACCUUGAGCGCUGCACUAAAAACAUCUUUAUACUUCAGAGAUGUAAAACAUCGUAAGAAACUUGAACAAACAGUGAUGACGCCUUAAUUUCAGCCCUAUUUUGGGGUUAAAAUUCAAAAGUGAUACCUGUGUCAGUCACUUGCUCCUGAGUCAUUGACUUGUUGUGUAUUUUCAACGUGUUUAAAUGUGUUUUGUAAUUUUACAAUAUCUCCUCAUAGUUUACCGAAACCAGUUGGUUUCCAUUUCAUUCCCGUCCCUUCUUUUUGUCUUUUUUUAUAAUUUUUUUUUAAAGAGACAUAAUAUUGGAACUAGUGGUCUGGCAUUAACAGCUGUGGUCUGAAUGCCUCAUUUUAGUUCCCCACCAUAAAACCGAAACCACUACAUUAGUAAAAGCAGUUAUUUUGUACAUAUAACUGCAAUGUUUAUCCAGCUAUUGCAUUAAUUACAUUUCAUUUAUACGACGGCUACUGAAGACAAGGAAAGCUUCUUUUCUCUAAACACUUUCAUUUUCUUAAAAUUGAACAAAACGAUGACUACAGCCGGUACUAAUUUAGAGAUAUCAUUAUUUAAAUAUUUAUUAGUUUUGAUUUUACUGUUUUGGAAUUCAUGUUUGCUGGAGAGCCGUGUAGUAUUUAAAUCUAUUUAAAGCCUGUAGGUUUUUUCCAACUGGAUUUAAAAAUGAGGAAAAUGGGGUGGGAGUCAAAUUUUAAAACAUUCACACACCUUUUAAUGCAUGUUGCCAACGCUACUGUCUUUGCUCCAUAUGCCUUCAAAAAAGGGAAGCAUGUAAUUGUGGGAAAAGAGAAGAUUGGAAGGUGGGGAAGUGAACCUGUUUUAGUCUCCCUUGGGUGUUUUUUUCUUUGUAUAUAUGUAUGUUUACAGAAGGAACCACCAGGAUGCUUUGUGAUCAUCUCAAUCCCUGUCACUGAAAUGAGGAUUGACAUAUUUCAUAUCUAUUGAUAUGGAAAUGUGUACACACAGUGUCAUAUGUUAUACAUACUGUUACAUCUCUUGACUUGUUGUUUCUGACAACUGAGUUGCCAAAUGUGAAAAUGUUCAUAUUUCAUUCACUUUAUUUUUCCAUUUUAUUUUUUUCCCACCAGAAGUUCCUUGUAUUGUUAAUACUGGAUAGUGUACAUACCAAAAACAGUGCCAUUUUCGCCCACAAACCCUGUUAUAAAUGUACAUCAUGUAAAUCUCAUUCUGUUUUAUUUUGUCAGCGUUUUGUCUUUUAUGGCUCUGUCACUGAACUUCCUCAUGACUCUUGAGGCUGUAGCCAAAUGUGUGAGCUUUAAUCCCACUGGGACACACAGAAGCCUUGUGUACAUGCCUCCUGUGCAUAUGUAUAUAUUGUAUGUAAACCUGUAAAUAUCUUUGAUAUUUGUGGCUGCAAGUGAAAUGUACAUUGUUCUGUAGUUAUUUAAGGAAAAGAUGUUCAGAUGGAAAAAGAUAUUGUUAAUAAAUACUAAUUAAGUGUAUUAUGAA
Seriola dumerili (greater amberjack) is the source of this 3607-nucleotide messenger RNA. It is a transcript of the gene mfsd2ab, whose product is annotated as major facilitator superfamily domain containing 2A. The coding region runs from base 129 to 1715 and encodes 528 amino acids. The record is from RefSeq and is a predicted model, not a curated record. The transcript has 14 exons. Gene Ontology annotation, molecular function: lysophospholipid:sodium symporter activity. Lineage: Eukaryota; Metazoa; Chordata; Actinopteri; Carangiformes; Carangidae. Gene Ontology annotation, cellular component: membrane. Gene Ontology annotation, biological process: carbohydrate transport.